AUACAACCAGGAUAAGCUACAUAGUGGACAAGUAGGAGAAGAUAAUGGAGAGAGAAAGUAAAUCUUUUGAGCAAAAUUGUGAGAUGGGUAACUGCCAUUAAUGGAAAUAAUAUCAAGCAAUGCAGGUUAAAUGGAGUUGUAAUUUACAUUUUGAUGACAAAAAAGAUGAUCACUUUCAUCCAAAAAAUGGACCUCCCUCAUGAUCUGAUUAUAUAUGACAUUAUUUCAAGGCUACCCAUCAAAUCCAUACUCCAAUUCAAGUCAGUUUCUAAACAAUGGUACUUUUCUCUCUCCUCUUCAAAUUUUGGUAAUACCCACUUCAAAUUAUCCCCAAUUUAUCACCAAUUUCCCCCAGUAAAUUGUGUUUUUAUUCAAUCUGGCAAUGAUUAUUUUCUAUAUUCUUUUGAUGAAGAUGUGGAAAAAUGUGAUAUUUCUGCUAGUUAUGAAAAGGGUUUAUUUCAAUUAGACAUUGAUUUUGAUGGUUUGUUCAAAGAUGAUGAGAUUAUUGUAGUUGGAUCAUGUAAUGGGUUGUUAUUGUUACUACAUUCUUUGUUGAGUUACUUGAUUAUUUGGAACCCUAUUGUUAAAAAAUGGAGUAAAUUUUCAUACCCAUUAUUGAAAAGUUGUAAAAAUUGUGCUUGGGGUUUUGGGUAUGUAACUUCAAUUGAUGAUUAUAAGGUUGUUAGAAUAAGCCAAGUAGAAGAAAAUAUACUAGUUCAUGUCUUUUCAUUGAGAACCCAGAAAUGGAAGCAAAUUUAUGAUGAUAAACUUGAUGAUUUUAUUUUUACCCUUCAUUCAAUGCCUUGUUUGGCUGGGGUUUUGAUCAAUGAGACUCUGUAUUGGAUCAUGAAUAAACGUGGCGGUUCACAAGGGAUUUUUGGUUUCGAUUUAGCAAGUGAAAGGUUUAAUGAAAUCCGCGGGCUGAUUCCUGGUGACGCGUAUCUAAGCAGUUUUCGAUUCUUAGGUUGUAUGGGAGGGUUCUUAGCCAUGGUUCGAUUCACCAACCGUGGUGAUGUAAGUAUAUCGAUUUUAAAGCAUAAUGGACAGAUUGAAUACAUUGGAUUAUAUAGAGACAUGGACUUAAGAUCUUGCUGUGCUGUGUUUGGAUUUAGUAAGGCUGGUAAGUUUUUGAUACAGUCAAGUGAUCAUGAACUUGGACUUGUUGAUUUAAGCUCAUCGCCUAAAGAGUACACUCGGCUUGUCAAGUUCAACGAGCAAAGGAGCAUUCGCGUCUUGAGCUAUACUCCGAGUCUGAUUUCACCUGAUAGUGAGGACGUGAGGUGUGUGCCAGAAUUGUGACUUCAAAGUCUGCUUAAAUCAAGUCAUAGGAGCAGGAAAUAGUUGUGAUUAAAGCAACUUUUUUGAUCAUAGUCAAUACACAUAAUUAUGCGCUAUUUGAUGCUCAAAGCAUAUUGUCUUUCUAAUAUGCUUAAAACAAUUGUCAUAUGGUUAAUAUGGGUAUGUAAUUUCUUCUACUCUUUGUAUAUUUUCUCAUCUUUCUUGGUGUUUAUACCUUGUAAAUUAACUUUGAUGUUGAAAAUGAUUAUCAUUCACAAAUU
Messenger RNA from Beta vulgaris subsp. vulgaris (sugar beet), 1559 nucleotides. RefSeq names its product F-box/kelch-repeat protein At3g23880. Gene Ontology annotation, molecular function: protein binding. Lineage: Eukaryota; Viridiplantae; Streptophyta; Magnoliopsida; Caryophyllales; Amaranthaceae. The record is from RefSeq and is a predicted model, not a curated record. The coding region runs from base 154 to 1299 and encodes 381 amino acids. The transcript has 2 exons.